Messenger RNA from Coniophora puteana RWD-64-598 SS2, 4347 nucleotides. RefSeq lists its product as uncharacterized. Gene Ontology annotation, biological process: phosphorelay signal transduction system. NCBI's taxonomy places the organism in Eukaryota, Fungi, Basidiomycota, Agaricomycetes, Boletales, Coniophoraceae. The transcript is spliced from 5 exons. Bases 202 to 4050 code for a protein of 1282 amino acids. The record is from RefSeq and is a predicted model, not a curated record.
GCAGGGAGUACGUACUCGGAUUGCUUUAGACUGGGCUGGUCUGCUCCAGACUCCGAGCGCCGUCCCUCGCUGAGUGCUGCCUUUCGACUCUGUUACAAGGCCUCCCUCCCUCACGGCACCAACGUUCCUCUCACUGGCUGCUCCCGCUCAUACGCUAGGCUGUUCGGUGUAGGAGGGCCGAUUCCGGGCGCGUCGGCUGUCAUGAGUGACCCUCAGUCACCUACCUCUUCCUCAGCUCCUUUCAAUCGUAUCCCUCCCUCCCUACUCAUGACAUCCGAAGAUGCCUCCGCCUCUGCAGAAUCAGCUCUGUCCACGAAAUUUGCUGUCACCUGGCCUAUAGACCCACCUUUAGGCCCUUCCGUCCCCGCACAGCUCCCCACAGAACAUCCGGUGAUCAGCUCCUCAGACGGCGAAUCUGACCUUUCGGAGAAGGAAGUAGUCUCUGAGGGGUCCUCGCUACAAUCGGCUACCCUUAACGAAUUUGACUGGGCAGCGAAAAACCGGCCAAAACUGCAACCCCAGCCCGAGUACGAUUUUGAUGGCGCACCCAGUCUUCCUCGCUUGUCACGCGCAUCCUCUAUGCCGCUCGCCUCCCAGCUGGAACAUCUCCGUAACCCUCGAAGGGAAGCGCGUACGCCUCUCAACCCCUCAUUUCCCCUAUGCCUUCCAUCCUCCGCCACCGUGGACCAAGCUCCCUACCAUGAAUUGUCUCUCGAACUGGCCGACUCGGUCCAGAUGGUAGUCCAGACGCUUCUUCAGGUCUCCCCCGUCCAGAUUUUGGAUCCCGUCAAAGAGCAACUUUCGGCAUGCUCUUUGUCUGUCCCGACGUCCUGCAUGUCGGCGGUCUUCACUGCUAUGAAGAAUCUGAAUUACCUCUCCGCCAACAUGACUGACUUAUGCUCCGGCACUUAUGAUGCAGCUUGUGAUGCUAGCCAUAAUCUCACCAGUGGCCUCUCUUUACGGCCUGAACUCUCCGUCUCCUACACGGACUUCGAUGUUGGCGAAAUGGUGCAAGGAGUAGGUGACACCUUGAGUGGCUCUGCCGCGCAUGCUGGUGUCGAUCUGGUGCUGUUUCACGGUGACGCUGGUAUGAAACAUGUCGUUGUGAAGGGCGAUGAAUGCGGCUUGUCGAAUGCUUUGACUCAUGUCAUGCGCCAAGUAAUCAAUAUUUCUCACCAAGGGGACUCGCUUGAUAUCGGCCUGUUCAUAGCCUCAGCAGCCUCAAGUACAACCCAGGAAACGGAGGAGGAAACGGAAUCGCCGGGCUCUGAGAAGACACCUGAGUUUGAUGGUCCACUGGUUUGCAGCUUUGAUAUUACUCACCAUUUCUCCGGUGUUGGAGCACCGUUUGACGGCACAACCCCAACGGGCCAGCAGCCUCGAGAAAAGCUUCAGUUACAAUCUCCUUUGUUGCAACGCCUUCUUCGGCGGCUGGGGGCUUCCCUGAAUGUAGACGAUAACUCAAAGUCAACAGCAGCUAGUCGUGUCACCACGCUGCAAGUCCAGCUAGAGCGCGGCUCGGUAGGUGCCCUCGACGCGAAGAUUUCGCUGCCACCUCAGGAACCAAAUUCGGCCGUCCGUGAAAGAGUGGCGUCAGAACCAACUCUGCAGGAAUUGAAACAGUUUGCCGAGACAUUGAGAGGUAAAAAGGCGACUCUCUACGCAAGCAUUCGGAGUUCUUUUGCACACCAUCUCACGAGCUAUCUGACUGCCUGGGGUCUUGACGUCAGCCAUGUGUCGUAUGAUGCUGACGGAGAAGGCAAUGUGGAAUCUAACGCCUCAGUAAUCAGUCAAACCUCUGGACGUGCCCGGCAACAUACUAUAGAUAGCUUUGCUCGGCAAGAAGAGAAAUUUGGCGCAUUUACCAACGGCGACGGGGCUCGUCCGCAGGAUGCUAUGUCGUUCGCCUUCAUCGAUGACGAUGUAUCCGUCCUCCGCAGUCGCCUACAGAAAUACCGCUCGGGGCAAGAGUCGGGUCCUAAUACACUGUCCCGCAAACGUCCCUCAUUGGCUGCACAUCAUCGUCCCAAAUCUUCGCCUCAAGUUGCUCGGGCGUUGGGCCUGGGACCCCUGCCUGCUUUUCAAGUUCCUGUCGUAAUCGUGCAUUUUACCAGUUUGUCCCAGUACAAGGUCGUCAAAGACAUCAUACAGUGCGACUUGGCAGCGCAUUCCAGCUCGGCAACCCCUCCUCCAGAGAUUAUGAUUAUCCCCAAGCCUGUAGGCCCACGCCGAUUUCUUACGGCUCUCCACACUGCGGCUACGAAGCCCAUAGUGGAUCCCUUUUUUGUGCCCAUUGCAACGACACCCAUCAGCCCCGGUCAGCAUGGACCACCGUUUUUCAACUCUUCAACCAGCCCUAGGUCCCCAUCCUCCCGCACACCUACUAAUUCACGUUCAGGCUCAGAGCGAUCGAUGAGAUCCCCAAGAGAGCCAGGGACAGAAGGACAUCCCGCAGCUCCGCCUUCUCCUCUCGGUAUGUCGGACAAUGUGGAGUACUUUUCUGAAAAUACGGUCAAGCUUGGUGCUUCUCCGUCCUCGGGUCUCGUAAUACAAAGCCCAGACGGGCAGCCUGCCGGUAUCUUCUUCCACCCCAAGGCUAAAGCAAUGAACCUCAAGGGCCCUCCAGCGGGCGUAGGGGGGAGUUUGCUCGUGGAGAAAGAAAAGAAUACCCUUCUUGCGGCCCCCACCGAUCGACCGAGAGGCCCUAGCACCUCACGCCGAGCCUCGGAUCGAGAUGAGAAAGUGCCUUCUCAGAAACCACUUUCAUUCUCUUCAUUGCAUACCACUACUUCGAGCGGAACUAUCCCCCAGGCACGAGAGUCUCCUCCCAGAGUUGAAAGUAACACUUUGCCUUCUCCCUUGUCUGGAGGAGUGAGGAAACCUACGCUGCAUCAAGAUGAAGGCGUGAAAGCACAACCUCCAGAACUCAACCGUAAGACAAGUUCGGAAGCGCGGAAGGUGGCUACACCGCCUACAUCUCCCACGAAUGAGACUCCUGCUGUGGGUUCGGCGGCAAGACGGCCAACUCGAAGGUUGCUCGAUCCCACAAAACCCACGACACCUCCGGCAACAUCAGGGAAAGCGAAGGCGAAUGCCGACACGAACAUUGUACCUCCCAUUAGCGUGUUGAUUGUAGAUGAUAACCCAAUCAAUCAAACCAUUCUUUCAACGUUCAUGCGUAAGAAAAAAAUCAGGUAUAAUGUGGCCAAAAACGGGGAGGAAGCAGUUCAGAAGUGGAAAAGUGGAGGAUUCCAUUUGAUCUUGAUGGAUAUCCAAAUGCCCGUCAUGGACGGAAUCACGGCAACAAAAGAGAUUCGUCGGAUUGAGGCUCUUAAUGCGUCAUCUGGUUUUUCACCAUCCACACCUCAGUCAGACCAUAGCAUUCGGACACCAUCGGAAGCUCCUUCAUCCGAGUCAAGGUCAUCAACGACGCCAUAUCGAUCAUCUGUUAUCAUUGUAGCCUUGACUGCGUCGUCUCUGCAAAGUGACCGAGUGGCAGCUUUGGCAGCUGGAUGCAACGACUUCCUUACGAAGCCAGUUUCAUUGCAAUGGCUGAACAACAAGAUCAUUGAAUGGGGCUCGAUCAAAGCGCUACAGAUGUGGGCGGAUCUGCGACCCGAAACCUUGCGGAGCAUCACGGCCGAGCAGGCUCAACACGUUGCGCAAAGGCUUCAUGUGCCAGAAGGACGUUCAACACCUGCGGAAGCCAGAAGUCACUCGCCACCCAAAGUCGCAAGCGAUGCAGCGGGGCAGACGAAGGAUAGCGUCGUAUUAACACCCAUGCCUCCCGCUGUGCCUCCAGCAACGACGUUGGAGACGCCGGACGAGACAUCGAAGGUUGAAUUACACUCGGGCGCAUCAUCGCCUUCUACGGAUUCUGGAGACACGAGGUACGAGGAUGCUACUUCUCAAAUCGCUUCCGAUUCGGAUCACCAGAGUGAAGAAGGCGCUGACCCGGAUUCCUCGUCAAGUCACACACCUGUGCCCAAUUCCGUCGAGGAAGAGUCGGUGGAGACGCCAAGAGGUGAAAAGGAAGGUCAGAUGAGCUGACGGUUCGAGGUGACCUUCUGGCGCUUGUUACGGUUUGCGGUGGCUGCCUUAGUUCAGCUGCACCUGAAGGUCGCCAGUUUCAUGCGGAAACAUUUUUGAGUCCCUUCUUCUGCUCUAAGAUACAUGUUGAUCUACGUAUGUGCACCUAUUCCCCGCUCUGCCGUUCCUGUAGUGCCUGUUUGCAGAUAUUUGGCUGUUUUGUUGUUCUUUCUUUUUCUUUUUUCUUUUCUUUGGGUUUUUGGGAGGCAUUUUUUAUGAACGGCAUAUACACAGAAGCGUUCCUAUUCUACUUGUUAC